GCCUAGCCACGAACAUGGCCUCGCCCGCUAGUUCGCUCCCUCGGUCUCUCCGUAGCGCCGCGCCUCGGUCCCAUCGAAACCGAUUUCGGCCCGUUUCUCAAAUCCUCCUCUGUCGUUUUAGAUCUCGGAGUGGUUCGAAGGAGCCAGGCGUCGACGGCAACGAGGGGAGGGCGUUCUCUCUACCUCCAGUCCAGAUCGGAGGAGCGAACCCCCGCCUGGAAGCCGCGCGGUUUCGUUCGAGAGGGGAAGUCUCCCCCAUGUGGGAAUGAAGUAGUUUCCUUGAUGUGUAUAUGUAUAUAGUGAUGGUUUAUAUUUGGUCUGUUUUGUUCUUUGGAUUUACGAGAAAAUUUGGUUUUGAGUGAAUCCGUUGCUUUAAAUACUGGUUAAUUCGGCCUUGUUUGUGUCAUUCGGAGCUUCUUGGUGGCACUUGGUUUCUGUUUGGCGAACGGAUUCGAGCCUAUUCUUACUCCUUGUUAAGUAUUCUUAUUGUUUUAUCUCUGUCAUAUUUUAUAUUGUAUUUUUUAGAGUUUGGAUUUUUUUCCUUUGGAGCAAAUCUGAGGAAAAAGUUCUUGAAAAACGUAAGCUCGUGUUUUGUAAUGUGUAAUAUUUUAGUUACGUGUUAACUUGAUCCAUUAUUUGCGAAGAAAAUGAGAAUUUCUGGAAUCUGCUGAAGUUCCAGGUUUUUUGGUCUAUUACUAAAGUGAUGCUUAGUUUGGCAUUUAAAUAAUUUUGACAUUCUACAUUAUUUCGCUUGCGGUACGCUUACGAUUUCUAUGGCGAAUCACAAAUGAUUUUUUUUCUUUCCAAAUUUUCUCAACCUGAAACAAUUUUAUUAUGGUGAUGAGUUGUAUCGUGAUUUUGUAUUUUCCUCGACAUUAGGAAUUGAUGUUUCAGAUAAGGUGAUACGUUCAACUUAACGUGAAUAUUCCAAUAUGUAAUUUUAGUUGAUCCAUGGAUUUAUCAUGUUACUUUUCUUUAUAUUAUGUUCUUUAUGAUGUGAUCUAGGUUUUCAUAUAAUAUGUUCGCGUACAUUUUUUUUCUUUAUAAUUAAAUUUUUCUUUUGUUCAUAAUAUAUGCUGUUUUCUUUUUCUCCUGAUGUUCUUCCAACUGCAUCAUUUUUGUUGAGUUGUCAGGGAAACAAAUUAUAUUGUGCUUGCUAUUCCUUACAGCAGGUUUUUGUGCAUAUUCACAAUUUUGUAGUCAGAACCUUAUCUGAUAGAAAAUGGCGACAGUGGCAGCUGGGGGCCUGCCAUUGGCAGCCACAGGGCCCUGCAUCUCUUCUUCUGGCAGAGUGUUCAUGCCAAGUGCCGCAAUUUUAGGGGUGGAUGUAAAAGGAACGAGCCAAGUUAAAUUUGCAAGCUCUUCUCAUAUCUCCUCUGUUAAAUCUCUUAGCCAAAGCUUCAUGUUUGCUCCUUUGAAGUUCGCUAGUGUUGUUACGAGGGCUAUGUCUGGUGAAACUGAGAAAGGGAUUGCUUCAGGAUUGCCCAUUGAUCUGAGAGGUAAAAGGGCAUUCAUUGCUGGUAUAGCUGAUGAUAAUGGCUAUGGUUGGGCAAUUGCUAAGGCUUUUGCUGCUGCUGGUGCUGAAAUUCUUGUUGGUACAUGGGUGCCUGCACUUAACAUUUUUGAGACUAGCUUAAGACGUGGCGAAUUUGAUGAGUCAUGCCGGUUGCCCAAUGGUUCUCUUAUGGAGAUAAUCAAAGUAUACCCAUUGGAUGCAGUUUAUGAAACUCCUGAGGAUGUUCCUGAUGAUGUUAGAACUAAUAAGCGUUAUUCUGGUGCCUCGAAUUGGACUAUGAAGCUCCCUUCUUUGUUGGAAGUGGCUGAAUCUGUCAAGAAUGAUUUUGGAAGCAUAGACAUUCUUGUGCAUUCACUUGCAAAUGGACCAGAGGUUGCCAAACCUCUCUUGGAGACAUCUAGAAAGGGAUAUCUUGCUGCUAUAUCUGCAUCAAGUUACUCUUUUAUAUCACUACUUAAGCACUUCGUUCCAAUAAUGAAUCCAGGUGGUGCUUCAAUCUCCUUAACAUACAUUGCUUCUGAAAGGACCAUUCCUGGGGAUGGUGGAGGCAUGAGUUCAGCAAAAGCAGCCCUAGAGAGUGAUACCAGAGUAUCUUUUGAAGCAGGGAGGAAGGGCAAGAUCAGAGUGAAUACAAUAUCCGCAGGCCCCUUGGGAAGUCGUGCUGCCAAGGCAAUUGGAUUCAUCGAGAAGAUGAUAGAUUAUUCUUAUGCCAAUGCACCAUUGCAGAAAGAAUUGUUGGCAGAAGAAGUCGGCAAUACAGCAGCAUUCCUUGUGUCUCCUUUAGCUUCAGCAAUAACUGGCUCCGUGGUUUAUGUCGACAAUGGGUUAAACACCAUGGGACUAGCCACCGACGGCCCAACGCUAGCAGUAUAGAUUGCAGAGGCAUAUUUAUUACGUUCUCAAAUGCCCGGCUUCAAUUUUAGUUUCCUGUUCAGAGGCUUUGUAUGCUUUGAAUAAAGAGUUAGGGAUUGACUUGUGUCUUACUCUGAGAUGACAAGCACCUACUUUCUUCAUAUGAACAGGAUUCCAAAAGCCCAAGUUUUGUCAGUAGCUUCAUAUGAGAUGGUAAAAUUAGGAAGGAGGUUAUGGCAGGUAUUCGCUUGCUUUGGCUGUGAUUUCAGGUUUGAGUACUUCCAAAAUCAGGCUGUACUUAACAGGAUUCAUCUUUCUGAUGUCCUUAGAAUUUUCAAGCUCCUUUCGUUCAAUAUGUUGAGCUUGUCCAUGUAGCAAUAGUAAUAGAUAUUUACUUUACGUUUAAAGU
Elaeis guineensis (African oil palm) is the source of this 2777-nucleotide messenger RNA. NCBI's taxonomy places the organism in Eukaryota, Viridiplantae, Streptophyta, Magnoliopsida, Arecales, Arecaceae. The record is from RefSeq and is a predicted model, not a curated record.